CAGUGGAGCGCUACACGUGUUGAACAGGCUGGUGUUUACAGUGUUUAUAAAGACUAAAAUUUAGCUCGCACAUGCCAGCACAGAACACAAAGAUUAUAAGCACAGCUCCCAUCAAACUGUAGUGAUGCCGAAAGCGAAGAAGUCCAAAGGAGGAGGAGAGAAGAGCGUCGGGGCCGUGGCGCUGGCUGACCAGAUCCUGCAAGCGGACACGAUCCGAGCCCGAGACCGGGUGAAGAUGAGAGACAGCCGGGGAGAAGACGAGGACACGUACGUAGACGAGCGUUUGUCUCGGAAGAUCUUACAACAGGCCCGGAUUCAACAAGAGGAGCUUCAGACCGAGUAUGGCUUGGCACCAGAGAAGAAGAAAACACCAGUCACUGUCCUCGGGUCCGAAAGUCAGGAUGCAGACUCAGACGAGGAGUGGCCAGCGCUGGGAGAAGCUGGAGCUGGUGAUGUCGAGGGUGACACUGAAGUCGUUGUCGACCCUGAUGAUGAGAAGGCCAUGGAGAUGUUCAUGAAUAAGAACCCCCCAGUGAGACGGACCUUAGCUGACAUUAUCAUGGAGAAAAUAACAGAGAAGCAGACUGAGGUAGGAACAGUGAUGUCGGAGGUGUCGGGGGUUCCAAUGCCCCAACUUGACCCAAGGAUAAUAGAAGUCUACAAAGGUGUCAAUAAGGUUCUGUCAAAAUAUCGGAGCGGUAAAUUGCCGAAGGCUUUCAAAAUCAUCCCAGCGCUUUCAAAUUGGGAGCAGGUGCUAUAUUUGACAGAGCCAGAGACCUGGACUGCAGCUGCCAUGUACCAAGCAACAAGAAUCUUCUCAUCCAAUCUGAAAGAGCGAAUGGCCCAGCGAUUUUACAACCUGGUGCUGCUGCCCCGAGUGCGAGAUGAUAUUGCGGAGUACAAGCGUCUCAACUUUCAUCUCUACAGUGCCCUGAAGAAAGCCUUGUUCAAACCAGGAGCAUGGUUCAAAGGUAUUCUGAUUCCCCUCUGUGAAUCUGGGACAUGUACCCUCAGGGAAGCCAUCAUCAUUGGAAGCAUACUCACAAAGUGCUCGAUCCCUGUGCUCCACUCCAGUGCUGCGAUGCUUAAGUUGGCAGAGAUGGAGUAUAACGGCGCCAACAGCAUUUUCCUACGUCUAUUGCUUGACAAGAAAUACGCCCUGCCUUUCCGUGUCCUGGAUGCCUUGGUGGCUCACUUCCUGUCCUUCCGCAGUGAAAAACGUGCUCUUCCUGUGCUGUGGCAUCAGAGUUUACUCACCCUGGCUCAACGCUACAAGGCUGACCUGGCCUCCGAACAGAAGGCAGCACUGCUGGAGCUGCUCAAGAUACAAACACACCCUAUGAUCUGUGCAGAGAUCCGCAGAGAACUGCAAAACUCAGAGUCACGGGAUAUUGAAGUUGGUCUCCCUGUUACAGUUGAAAUGGACUGAGGACUCAUUGUGAUCAGACCCAUCAUCCAUCUCUGAUGGAAAUAUUCAUGCUUUCUUUAGCAUGUAGAAAAUCUUGUUAAUUCUUACCUUAUUAUUCCUGUCCUAUGAAAGGUCAGUUUUCAACAUCAAAGUGACUUAUUAGUGUUUCAGAGAUACUUUUUUUUGCUGCCUGGAUUAGUUUCCACAUUCAAAAGUGCACAUCAGUAGUGAUGUGGCAGUUUGAAUUUCAUAUUGCGAAUCUUUGAGCUUUUUUCUGCAGUUGCAAUGCAGUGAUUGUGUAGGUAUACUAUAUAAAAUUGGUAUUUCUGUGUAUUUGAUGAAAAGCAACUGUUGUUUUGAAGCAACAAUUUGAAUU
Molecule: messenger RNA, 1784 nt
Organism: Scomber scombrus (Atlantic mackerel)
Lineage: Eukaryota; Metazoa; Chordata; Actinopteri; Scombriformes; Scombridae
Gene: bysl
Product: bystin-like
Exons: 7
Coding region: 125-1429 (434 amino acids)
Biological process (GO): rRNA processing
Cellular component (GO): preribosome, small subunit precursor; nucleolus; cytoplasm
Molecular function (GO): snoRNA binding
Source: RefSeq, a predicted model, not a curated record